AGCGGACCCUCACAGAGGAUUAUGGGUAAUCUGUAGCCAGUUCCUGUUUCCGGUUGCAGGAUUUGUAGCAGCCAAAAUGCCCGAGAGAGAGAGUGAGAUGUUUUCCAACCCUCUGGCCCCAGAUGGCCAUGAGGUGGAAGAUCUACAUUCAUUACAGUCAAAGCUGACUAAUGAAGACUUCCGAAAGUUGCUUAUGACCCCUCGUUCAACACCUUCUUCAGCUCCACCUACAAAAUCCCGCCAUCAUGAAAUGCCUCGUGAGUACAAUGAGGAUGAGGAUCCAGCUGCCCGAAGAAGGAAGAAAAAAAGUUAUUAUGCUAAAUUACGUCAACAAGAAAUCGAGCGUGAGCGAGAGCUGGCCGAGAAAUACAGAGAUCGAGCUAAGGAACGGCGAGAUGGUGUUAACAAGGACUAUGAAGAAACGGAACUCAUCAGCACCACAGCCAACUACAGGGCCGUGGGACCCACAGCUGAGGCGGAUAAAUCUGCAGCAGAGAAGAGGCGCCAGCUGAUCCAGGAGUCCAAGUUCUUGGGUGGUGACAUGGAGCACACUCACUUGGUGAAAGGUCUUGAUUUUGCUCUGUUGCAAAAGGUCCGUGCUGAGAUUUCCAACAAAGAAAAGGAAGAGGAAGAUCUGAUGGAGAAACCCCAAAAAGAAACAAAGAAAGAUGAGGACCCAGAAAACAAGAUUGAAUUUAAGACCCGACUUGGUCGCAACAUAUACCGCAAUCUGUUUAAAGGCAAGGCAUAUGAAAGGAAUGAGCUAUUUUUGCCAGGACGGAUGGCAUAUGUUGUGGAUUUAGAUGAUGAGUAUGCUGACACGGAUAUUCCAACCACACUGAUUCGGAGUAAAGCAGAUUGUCCCACAAUGGAGGCUCAAACCACUCUUACAACCAAUGACAUCGUUAUCAGCAAGCUGACUCAAAUCCUCUCAUAUCUGAGACAGGGAACCCGUAACAAGAAGAUGAAAAAGAAAGACAAAGGAAAGUUGGAUGAAAAAAAGCUUCCGGAGGCUGAUCUUACCAUUUUUGAAGAUAUUGGAGACUAUGUCCCAAGCACAACAAAAGCCCCACGGGAGAGAGAGCGAGAGAAGCACAGAGAAAAGGAGCGGGAUAGGGAAAGGGAGCGCCCAAGAGAGCGGGAGCGGGAACGAGAACACGAAAGAGAGAGGGACCGUGAGCGAGCUCGGGAACGAGAGCGCGACAGAGAGGAAGAAAAAAGAAGACACAGUUACUUUGAGAAGCCAAAAGCGGAUGAUGAGCCUAUUGAUAUUGACAUUGACAAGGGUCCUGGAUCUGCAAAGGAACUUCUUAAAUCCAUCAAUGAUAACUUUGCCAAUGCUCCUGGAUGGGAAGGAAUCGAGACAUUGAAGAAACAUGAAGACAAGAAACAACUGGGAGAUUUCUUUGGGAUGUGGAACAGCUAUGCUGAAUGUUACCCUGCAACCAUGGACGAUAUGGCAGUGGAUAGUGAUGAAGAAGUGGAUUACAGUAAAAUGGAUCAGGGUAAUAAAAAGGGUCCAUUAGGAAGAUGGGACUUUGACACCCAGGAGGAAUACAGUGAAUAUAUGAACAACAAAGAAGCCUUACCCAAAGCUGCUUUCCAGUACGGCAUUAAAAUGUCUGAGGGACGUAAAACAAGACGCUUCAAGGAAACCAAUGAAAAGGCAGAGCUGGACAGACAAUGGAAAAAGAUCAGCGCUAUUAUUGAAAAAAGAAAGAAACUGGAGGCUGAUGGGGUUGAAGUAAAAAGACCCAAAUAUUGAAAAUCCACUAUAUUGUUCAGUGUUUUCACUUCACAUUUUACUUUUUAUUUUUUUCUAAAGUCCAUUUAAUUAAAAAACUAAUUCAAUGUGUACAUGCAAUGUCAAUAUCAGUGCUGUAAAUAAAGCUAAAUAAACCCUAAGAAAAAUGUUCCAACUAAAUGAAAAUUAGAAUCACAAAACUGCAUUUGAUUUAUUACAGUUUAACAAUGUGUAUUUGCUACUAUUGAUUCCAAAAACUACAUUUAAUUUAUUAUAUUUUAAGUGUGUAAUUGCUCCUGUUCCCAUCAUUAACAGUAGUCUUAUGUUUUGAAAUACACAAAAUAUAGAAAUCUGUACCAUUUGUUUGAUUUUGUAUCUAGAGUGGCAUAAAUAUUGCCAGAACUUAUAGGGGCUACUUAUAAAAACAAAUUGUGCAAUAUUUCCAUAAAAUUUCUCACAUAUUUAAGCAUUCCAACCUAUUCUAUGGAGGUUUUAUAGCUUACCGAGGCUUUGCGGGCCUGUCGAUUCUUUCUAAUUCAUCUCAUCAGUAGCAGGGCACAUGAGCAAGAAAAACAGUUUACACCUCACAUAACAUCAAAGAUAACUGUGUUUAAUUUCAAUCACCCCCUAUUACCUUGCACGUAUAAGUGCAUUGGACAUAUUUGGAUAUAAAGAAGGGAUAUCCAGCAGUUAACUACCUGGCUUGUAAUAAACUACAACUCCCAGGAUUCUUAGAUUUUUAACCAGAGUUUCAUGGGAAUAGCGGUUUAAUUCUAAAGUUAAAGAGCUGCUUGUUGGAUACCUCUAGCACACAUAGUCUCUUGCAUCACAAAAGCAAAGUGGAAUCUAGUAAUACAUUUGAAAGUGUCCUUUGUUUGCAUGAUGUAAUGUAUUUCCAGAAAACCCAAUAAAAUCUUUAACACCA
This is a messenger RNA of Pelobates fuscus (common spadefoot toad), 2669 nucleotides long. RefSeq names its product IK cytokine (gene IK). The record is from RefSeq and is a predicted model, not a curated record. Gene Ontology annotation, biological process: mRNA splicing, via spliceosome. Bases 77 to 1765 code for a protein of 562 amino acids. The transcript is spliced from 20 exons. NCBI's taxonomy places the organism in Eukaryota, Metazoa, Chordata, Amphibia, Anura, Pelobatidae. Gene Ontology annotation, cellular component: nucleus.